Molecule: messenger RNA, 2797 nt
Organism: Sinocyclocheilus grahami
Lineage: Eukaryota; Metazoa; Chordata; Actinopteri; Cypriniformes; Cyprinidae
Product: high affinity nerve growth factor receptor-like
Exons: 17
Coding region: 1-2394 (797 amino acids)
Biological process (GO): positive regulation of neuron projection development; nerve growth factor signaling pathway; cell surface receptor protein tyrosine kinase signaling pathway
Cellular component (GO): axon; signaling receptor complex; plasma membrane
Molecular function (GO): transmembrane receptor protein tyrosine kinase activity; neurotrophin binding; neurotrophin receptor activity
Source: RefSeq, a predicted model, not a curated record
AUGGCUGACCGUAAGGUGGCCCCGGCUGUGGUUUUGCUUCUUGUCCUGGUCUCACCAGCCCUGAGCGGAUGCCCAAGCGCCUGCCGCUGCUCCUUCGCCAUGCUUCAAUGCCUGGAGCUGGACGGAAUCACCAGCAUCCCUGCGCUGGCGGCGCAGGAGAGCGAAAACGUCACUGAAAUAUACAUAGAGAGUCAACCCAACCUGGAGAACAUCACAGACGUAGACCUCGCCAACUACAGAGAACUGAAGAACCUGACGGUCACAUAUUGUGAGUUGCUGUACAUCUCCGAAAAUGCCUUCCAGCAUAAUUUCAAGCUGCAGUAUGUAAAUCUGGCCUCUAAUUUUCUGGUGCACAUCAGUUGGAGAGUGUUCCAAUCGGUCCCUCUGUUGAGUCUAAUCUUAAGGGACAAUCCGCUCACCUGCUCAUGUGACAUUUACUGGCUUCAGCAGUGGCACAGAAAAAGACAAAGUGACACGGAUUCUCAACAAACCUGCGUCCACAAUGGCAACAGCAUUCAGCUGGAUUCAUUUGAAAUUGAUAACUGCAGUAUUCCCGAGGUCACAAUUCACACAUCGACACUGACCACUCAAGAAGGUGGAAAUCUGACAUUUACCUGUCUGGUGACUGGAGUACCAACACCGAUGAUCCGCUGGAGAACAGAGCACCUAAAGUCCAACUGGACCCUGCAGCGAGGGAUCUGGGGAUCAAGCCUGGAGCUGAUUCUGUUCAUGAGGAACGUGUCGUCUGGAGACAACCUGCACAACCUGACCUGUGAGGCAGAGAAUCGCGCUGGAAUGGGAGAAGCCGUGGUGCAGCUGGACAUCGAAUUUCCAGUGCGGAUCUUGUUUCUGAAGGACCCAGAGCCACAACAUCACUGGUGUUUCCCAUUCGCUGUGGACAGCAAUCCUCCUGCCAGCAUCAGAUGGCUGUACAACAACCUGCCUCUCAUCGAAACACGCUACACCUACACCGAACUGAUCCGAGAUGCGGCCGAUGGUUCCAUUCAACACGGCUGUCUGUUCCUCAAUAAGCCCACGCACCUCAACAAUGGCAACUACACACUCAUCGUGGAGAAUAAACUGGGUAGAGACCAGGCUACAGGCUACGGGAAGUUCAUGGAAAAUCCUUUCGACCCCUUUGACCCGGAGGGCAUCAUUCCUGUCCUCACCGAUGAGCCAACAGCUCCCACCAACCAAUCAACGGAGACGGAGAAACUGGAGAGCAGAGUGUUUGGGGUGUCAGUAGCAGUGGGUCUUGCUGUGUUUGCGUGCACAUUUCUGCUCAUCAUGGUUGUCGUCAUCAAUAAAUGUGGACAGCACUCCAAGUUUGGCAUCCACCGUUCAUCUGUUCUAGGCACCGAGGAUGAUUUGGCCGUAUCUCUUCGCUUCAUGAACUUUGGUGCAAGUCCUCUGUCUUCAGAUGAUGGCACGCUGGAUUCUGGCUUGUCCAGUUUUGUUGAGAACCCGCAGUACUUCUGUGGCAUCAUCAAAGAUAAAGACAUGUGUGUUCAGCACAUUAAAAGAAAAGACAUUGUUUUGAAGUGGGAACUGGGCGAAGGAGCUUUUGGCAAGGUUUACCUGGCAGAAUGUGCCAACCUCUGUCCUGAUACUGACAAGAUGCUGGUUGCUAUCAAGACUUUGAAAGUCGCCAACGAGUCCACGCGGCAGGACUUCCAGCGCGAGGCUGAGCUUCUCACGGUGCUGCAGCAUGAACACAUAGUGCGGUUCUACGGCGUGUGUACAGACGGAGAACCUCUGGCCAUGGUGUUUGAGUACAUGCGACACGGAGACCUCAACCGCUUUCUAAGGGCUCACGGUCCAGAUGCUCGUAUCCUGGAUGAGAUAAAGGUUCCUCCGCUGGGUCAGUUGACUCUUCCUCAGAUGCUCCACAUCGCAGCUCAGAUCGCCUCGGGCAUGGUGUACCUUGCUUCCCUUCAUUUCGUCCACAGAGACCUGGCCACCAGGAACUGUUUGGUCGGAGAGGGGCUGGUGGUGAAGAUCGGGGAUUUUGGGAUGUCGAGAGACAUUUACAGCACUGAUUACUACAGGGUCGGUGGGAGGACGAUGCUGCCCAUUCGCUGGAUGCCGCCAGAAAGCAUCAUGUACAGGAAGUUCACCACGGAGAGUGACAUCUGGAGCUUUGGAGUGGUUCUUUGGGAAAUCUUCACCUACGGCAAACAACCCUGGUAUCAGCUAUCCAACAGUGAGGCCAUUGAGUGCAUCACACAGGGGCGAGAGCUUGAACGGCCACGCACCUGCCCGAAGGAAAUGCAUCUCCUCAUGCAGGGCUGCUGGCAGAGAGAACCGCAGCAGAGGCUUGUCAUUAAGGACAUCUACAACCGGCUCGUGGCCCUCGUCAAGAACCCGCCCGUCUAUCUGGACAUCCUGGAGUAGCAGCACUCUGAUCGAACCUGCGUGGAAAAGACAUACUUCUGGACACAGGCUGUUUGAGGAGGAAAAUCAGUGGUGGGUUUUGGAAGGACACAAUUCACAAACUGUCUCCGAUGUGCAGUAUGAACGUUUCUGGUGUUUGUUGUGUACCUUUUAAUCCACUGGAGGUACAAGAUUGUGUCCAUGUGUUUAAAUUUGAAAAAAAUGCAUUAUGCAUUAGUGGAAAUUGCUCAUGGAUCGUCAUGACUCACCCUGAAGAGACACUUGAUUUUCUAUGAGGUUACUAAUGUCCAGGUCUUGUAAUUAAAGGUGAAGUGUGUAAUUUUUCUCAAUCCAGUCUAAUAUGCAGACAUUGUAGGUUGAUUUUCUCAAUAAAUGUAAAAACUGUGGCUCUGUUUGUUUGAGC